UUAUGAUCAUUAAUUUAGUUCUCUCCGAUUUCUCGACGAGUGAACUUCUUCUAACAAUUUUUUUCCUAUGUACUGAAUAUUUAUUUUUUAGUCACAAUGUUACGUUAUUUUCUAUUAUUUUCUAUUUUAUUUAUUGGUUUGAUAAACGUCAGGGCUAUGUGGUUGGCCCAGGUCGGUCCGAAGUAUCCCCCGACUAAAGGUGAAGUCUGGCCCAAGCCACAGGUUGAAGUUAAGGAGCAAACGUUUUAUGUAUUCAACCCUUCGCAGUUCAAAGUUAAGGUUCUGGAUCAAACGUGCGAUAUAUUAACGAAUGCGAUCGCCCGUUACUCCUAUUUAUUGGAGAACAAACUCGGGUUGAAAACUCACCCCACAGCGCCGUCUCCGCAGACCGAGGGAAUACACAGCAAUACUUCGUACAGGGGACAUCUCAAAGAACUGGAAGUGACCCUCACUUCGCCGUGUGAGGAGUACCCGCAUCUUGACAUGGAUGAAAGCUAUAAUCUUACUGUAUCGUCUACUACAACACUAGUCUCUUCAUCAGUAUGGGGCGUAAUAAGAGGUCUCGAGACAUUUGCACAACUAUUUUAUGUAUCUGAUGAUCACAACGAUAUACGAGUAAAUAAAACUACAAUAUCAGAUUUCCCACGAUAUAAGCAUAGAGGACUGCUGCUUGACACAUCCCGUCAUUUUAUUACCGUGUCAAACAUUCUAAAAACUCUGGACGCAAUGGCGAUUAAUAAAAUGAACGUGUUCCACUGGCACAUAGUAGAUGAUCAGAGUUUUCCAUAUCAAAGUGAAAGAUUUCCAGAAUUGAGUGAAAGAGGUGCUUUUGAUCCGUCCAUGGUUUAUACCAAGGACGAUAUAGAGAGAGUGAUCGAAUAUGCAAGAAAUCGUGGUAUACGAGUAAUACCUGAAUUUGAUGUUCCUGGACACACUGGGUCUUGGGGCAUCGCAUUUACUGAUAUUUUGACAGAAUGUUAUGAAAAUGGGAAAGUUAUAGGAUUUGGUCCUAUGGAUCCGACGUCUAAUACCACUUAUAAACUACUCCGAGAUUUGUUCAAAGAAGUUCAAAAUGUAUUCCCAGACAAAUACUUCCACGUUGGUGGUGAUGAGGUUGAGUUACAAUGCUGGAAAUCGAAUCCAAAACUUAUAGAUUAUAUGAAAGUCCACAAACUAACUGCGUCAGAUUUACAUGCUCUAUUUAUGAGCCGUGUAAUACCACUUCUAGCAAAUGCAACAGUGCCUGUAGUAUGGCAGGAAGUAUACGAUGAAGGUGUAAUUCUUUCUACAGAUACACUUAUACAAGUAUGGAAAUACAACUGGAUUACUGAAAUGAUUAAUGUCUUAAAAACUGGACAUCGAGUUCUCUUUUCAUCUUCAUGGUACUUAGAUGCUCUGGGCUCAAGGUGGACAGACUAUUACGCAGCUGAUCCUCGUCAAAUGGUAUAUGAUGUAACAAGCAACAAAACUCUCAUGGCAGGCAUUGUUGGAGGAGAAGCUUGUAUGUGGGGUGAGAUGGCAGAUGAUAGAAAUGUUAUAAACAGAGUAUGGCCGAGAGCAAGUGCUGUGGCUGAAAGACUAUGGAGCUACCAAGACAGCAAUACACGUUACAGAUCAUCACGCGCUCCAUCUGAAGCCUAUAACCGGAUAGAAGAACACGCGUGUCGAAUGAUACGCCGCGGUAUUGACGCACAACCACCUUCUGGACCUGGAUUUUGUGUUGUGUAACAUUUAAUUCUACGAUAUUAUUUAUAAGAUAUUUGUAACCAUUAUUACUAAUAAAGUUUAUUUUUAACUGUUA
This is a messenger RNA of Bicyclus anynana (squinting bush brown), 1801 nucleotides long. RefSeq names its product beta-hexosaminidase subunit beta. Gene Ontology annotation, molecular function: beta-N-acetylhexosaminidase activity. The coding region runs from base 97 to 1728 and encodes 543 amino acids. The record is from RefSeq and is a predicted model, not a curated record. Gene Ontology annotation, biological process: carbohydrate metabolic process; ganglioside catabolic process; glycosaminoglycan metabolic process. The transcript is spliced from 10 exons. Gene Ontology annotation, cellular component: membrane. NCBI's taxonomy places the organism in Eukaryota, Metazoa, Arthropoda, Insecta, Lepidoptera, Nymphalidae.